This is a messenger RNA of Larimichthys crocea (large yellow croaker), 1647 nucleotides long. Its product is annotated as ubiquitin carboxyl-terminal hydrolase 47-like. The transcript has 13 exons. Gene Ontology annotation, cellular component: cytosol; nucleus. Lineage: Eukaryota; Metazoa; Chordata; Actinopteri; Sciaenidae. Gene Ontology annotation, molecular function: cysteine-type deubiquitinase activity. The record is from RefSeq and is a predicted model, not a curated record. Gene Ontology annotation, biological process: protein deubiquitination. The coding region runs from base 415 to 1641 and encodes 408 amino acids.
AGCCAGCCAGAGCGCCCUGCGAGCAGUUGGGGGGAUUCGGUGCCUUGCUCAAGGGCACCUCGGCAGUACACAGGGCUGCGCAUGGGCUUUGGGGUUGUAGACGGUGAUGGCACUAAGCCAGGUCAGAGAAGACGCUCUCUCUUUGGCAUGUUAGGCUGUUGUUUUGAGUGAAGGAGGAGCAGUGCAGGUACCAGCCUAUCUCAGAGUUACCUGGUGAUUAGGGUUGAAGAAACUCAAUGUUGGCCUACCCACUAUGUUGGUUCAACUGGAUUCGCUUAGAAAUAAACGGCAGCAUGUAGCCAAAAAUAGUCAUCAGUAAUUAUCAUUGGGUGCUUUGCAUGCUGUUGUGAUCUCCUCUGCAAAAGUCAAAGUGGAAACUUUCACAAGUCUUCAGGCGAGAUUCAAGAGGAAAAGAUGUCCAGCUCCAGAAACCGCAAGGACGCAGUGCCUCUGCUACAGAGACCUCUUUAUGGCCUGUAUAACCAGGGAGCCACAUGUUACCUCAACAGUGUCCUUCAAGUUCUCUUCAUGACAACUGAGAUCCAUAACAGGUUGGAUCCAAAAUCACAGUUGAUAGAUCAAGAGCUGAGAAACAUCUUUGAAAAAUUGGAAGAAAGAACAUGCAGAACAGAAAACAUCACAGAGAGUUUGGAAAUUAAAAAUGUUAACAAACAACGUGAUGCUGCCGAAUGCCUGGAGCUGAUUUUAAAUAAGAUCAACAAACAGGCCUCUGAGGUUUUCCAAGGACAGCUGACAUACACAACAAAGUGCUGCAAAGGCCACAUCAUCAUUGAAGAGACAAAUCCAUUUUGGACUCUUCCACUGUCACUGAAAGAUACUCAUGAUACCUACCUGUACAGUGUGGAAAAAGGCAUUAAAAAGAUUUUUCAGACAAAAUCGCACAGUGGACGCAACAUGGUGUACUGCGUCGAAUGUAACGAGAAAACAGACGCAACCAGUGGAUGUGAGAUGGAGAAAUCUCCUCAGAUUUUGGUUCUACUCCUCAAGAGAUUUGACUUUGACUACAACACCAUGUCAGACGUCAAAUCAGACUGCUGGGUGGAGGUGCCUCGCGCUCUACAAAUAAAGAACAAGAAGUACAAACUGUAUGGGAUGGUGAAUCACAUGGGCAGUCUGAGAGGUGGACAUUACACAGCCACCAUCCUGUCCAAUGAGGACAAGACCUGGUAUGAGUUCAAUGAUGCUCACGUCAACAAGGUUGAGGACCAACCGUUUGCAAAAACUGGGAUUUACAAUUCCAGCACUGCAUAUCUGCUCGUGUACAGAGCCUCAGGGAGUCCGAGAGACAGGACGAAAGAGCAACAGGAUGAAAUCGAACAACCGGAUCAACGUAGGGGAUACAAAGGAAAAGAGAGGAAGAAAGCGUCACCAGUCCAUCAGGGUCGAGGAGAGGAGGGUGAUGCAAAACGUAAAAAGGUUUCAAGCUUCAACGAGGACAUGAUCAAAGCAGAUCCUCAACAUCUCCGCAAUCAAAGACAAAACAGAAGCCACUCCAAUGAGAGUUCUCCACAACUCUGCAAGAAUUUCAAGAAGAAUCCUCUUCUCAUUUUCCUCGUCGUUUUCGGUUGUGCGUUAAUUGUGAUUCUUAUUGUUGUUCUGACAACUGUGAACAUGACUUAAUAGAGG